Suillus clintonianus is the source of this 969-nucleotide messenger RNA. Its product is annotated as UbiA prenyltransferase family-domain-containing protein. Gene Ontology annotation, molecular function: 4-hydroxybenzoate polyprenyltransferase activity. Gene Ontology annotation, biological process: ubiquinone biosynthetic process. The transcript has 6 exons. Lineage: Eukaryota; Fungi; Basidiomycota; Agaricomycetes; Boletales; Suillaceae. Gene Ontology annotation, cellular component: mitochondrial inner membrane. The annotation marks the transcript as partial. The record is from RefSeq and is a predicted model, not a curated record.
UCUGCACACUCUACCAUGGAGGUUAAAUCAACAGCGAUCGAGCAACAUUUUCACCCGGCUUCGGCCAAAACUUGGGUGGAUUAUUGUCCUUCCAACAUACGUCCUUACCUCUAUCUAGCGCGAGUUCACAACCCCGCUGGAACACUCUUGCUAUUCUAUCCAUGCUCAUGGUCGGUCACCAUGGCCUGCUACGCACACGGUACACCGAUAUCGACAGUGUGGACCUAUGUUGGAUUGUUCCUUGCUGCCUCCCAAGUGUUCCACGCCGCUGGGUGUGUGAUCAAUGACAUGUGGGACAAGGACGUCGACGCUGCCGUUCCGCGAACACGCACACGACCCUUGGCUGCGGGUGAUGUCUCCAUGUUCCAGGCGUUUAUUUUCCUUAUCCCACAGCUUGCCCUUGGCGUCUGGCUAUUGAUGCAGUUGAAUGAAUACAGCUUACGGCUUGGCCUCUCGUCCUUGGGCUUGGUUGUGUUGUAUCCAGCCAUGAAGCGUGUAACAAACUGGCCGCAAGCAGUGCUUGGCAUGUGCUUCAAUUGGGGGGCGCUUCUAGGAGCGGCUUCAGUUGCUGGAGCAGUUGAUUGGCACGUGUAUAUUCCCCUUUACAUUGGGGCUGCGUGCUGGACAAUCGUGUACGACACUGCUUACGCCCGUCAAGACAGAGAUGAAGAUGCCGAAUAUGGUGUGCGUUCGACUACGAUUAUCUUCGGAGAUCAGAUCCGGCCUAUUCUCGCGAUCUUUUCCGUCGUUGUCUGUUCUCUGGUUUCGUACGCCGGAAUUCGCAAUGGACAUGGCCUCCCAUUUUUUGUCGGUGUGGCCCUGGGGGCACUUCACCUUGCCCGACUCCUCACCAGGACUGACUUUGAAAAUAAGGAGAGCUGCGAUGCUACUCUCCUCAGCAACGCUUGGUUCGGCUUCUGGGUUUGGGCCGGAGCCAUGGCCGACUUUGUUAUAAAGACACAGGGCUAG